This is a messenger RNA of Podarcis lilfordi (Lilford's wall lizard), 18194 nucleotides long. Lineage: Eukaryota; Metazoa; Chordata; Lepidosauria; Squamata; Lacertidae. The record is from the annotation of a GenBank genome assembly.
AAACACAUAUAAGGAGAAAUAUCCCACUCCCACAUCACAGGGGGCUCUCGGUCUCCUCCAGUCUCCGCUCGUCUCUCCCUGCUUCGCAACUUUUGCCAUCCUACCUUUUUCCAUCCUCCCAAGGAGCCACAAUGAACCGGCAAUUCAGUUCCAGAUCGUUCUCAACAGGUGGAAGAAGGGGCUAUUCUGUUUCUGGCAGUGGCUUUCGAAUGGGCAGCGGCUCAACUUCUGUUGUUCCUGUUGGAGGAGUGGGAGCCUUCAGUGGUGGCUUUGGCAGCAGAAGUCUCUACAACCUUAAUGGAAGCAGGCGGAUAUCCACAGGCCUAGUUUCUGGUGGUGGUGGUGGUGCUCACUUUGGAGGAGGCUUUGGCGCACGAAGUGUUGGGGGCGGUCUAGGAUUCAGCAGUUUUAGCAGCGGUUAUGGAGGUUAUGGUGGUGGAGUAGGCUUUGGUGGUGGUCUUGGCAUGGGCAGUCAUGUUGGAGGCUUUGGUGGUGGUGGUGGAUAUGCCCUUGCAGGCCCUGCUCCCUGUCCAGCUCCGGGACGAAUCCACAAUGUCAUUGUAAACAAGAGCCUAUUGGCUCCUCUGCACAUGGAGGUUGAUCCUGACAUCCAGAGGGUCCGGGUGCAAGAGAGGGAACAGAUCAAGACCCUCAACAACAAAUUUGCCUCUUUCAUCGAUAAGGUAAGAUGGAACAGGGAGGAAGUUGCAAAAGGGGCGAAAGGAAGACAAAAAUGACCUGUUGAUAUUCUAAAAUAGGAAAUGAAGUAACUUUUUCUCACAAUACAAGUGGUUAGAAUGAUGCUAUUUCAUGUAUGGGUAUCUUGGUGAACACAAAGCAGUGUAAGGGGGGAUAGCAUCACUAGGCCUGAAGCAAUAAAAUGUUGGUUUUCAAUUGCUUGUAAUUCUAGGGCAAGGGCAAAUAACUUUAAUCUAUGGAUGUAGGUUAAACACUAAGAAACUAUGCAAGCAUAGUUCAGCAGCAGAAUUAGCUUCUUUAAGGGGAUUGUAGAACAUCCUUGUUGUUCAAAGCCUGGACAAGCAGCUGUGAAGGAUGCUACCGAUAUGAGAAGGAGCUAGUUUCUGAGUAGUUGGUUCCUUUUAACUCUGUGAUUCUAUCUACUUAUACCUAUGUAAAAAGAUAAACUAUUGAGAUUUGUAAGCUUCUAAAGAUUCCAUACAUCAUGCCAUCUGGGCAAUUUAGAUGUUUAUGAGCCAUGAAGUUUGUGGACCAUACCUUACUGUUGAUCACACAUGCUUAAAAGGCUGGUUCUAUGUUUUGUGGAUGCUUACAUGUUUAGGACAUUUAAUAUUAGCGUAACAUGGAAUGAGUAGAGCUCCCAUUAUCAGAGUAUAUGCGCAAGGACCUAAAUUCUAUCCACAGCAUUUCUAGAACAAGGGCUAGGAAAGAUCUCUGACUGAGAAAUUCAAUAGUGAUAAUGCUAUUCUAGUGUUCUAGGUAGCCUUGCAAGCAAAUGUAGGACCAGCAACGUCAGUUAUAUCGACUUAUAAGCAUCCAUGAGGCACAAACCAUUUUGAUUCCUCAACAGACAUUAAUCUGCAGAGCAAGUCAUUUGGGGCAAAUAUUUCAUUGCUGCUUCUCAAAAGAGGAUUUUGUGUUCCUAAAAUUGAGAUGCAUCUGAGUAAAUAUAGCCCUGAUGGAUACGCAGUAGUUUUUUUUACAAGAGCAGCAAAUGGCUGGAAUGUACACAGAACCCUGAGGUUCAAACUUCCCACAUGCAAGGUGAUUUUGAGGACCAAACUACUUUUAAACAUACAUCUAUUCCAAAUGGAAUGGAAAUGAAAUUUCAUGAAGUCAACAGUUAGCAAGAUUCCAGAACUUACCUUUUUGAAUUUGGAAAUGCUACAGAUUCUGUGUUUGAAAUUUGUCUUUGAGAGAGUUACAUCAUCAUCAUCAUCAUCAUCAUCAUCAUCAUGACAACAGCAAUAAUACACAUAAAUCUUAAAUCUUUGAUUAGUUUUACAGCAGUAAUGUCAAGGGUAAAUUUUAUGUUGUGAACAGCCCUGAGAUUUACGGAUGGCGGGCAGUACACAAAUUUUGAAAAGAGAAAAGAAAAGGAAGAAUUAAACCCAAUCGCAAAGAUACAAAGAACUGUGGAUCCAGUACUGGGCUGGGGAAAGCUAGUGUCACAUGAUACUUCUGAAGUCACAAUGUAGCUGAAGGCUCACUAAAUUCCUCCAUGUUCAGCGUGAUCAUUUUCGUAGCUCUUCAAUGUAGCCUUUAAGAUGUGUUAAUAAUCUUCUAGAUGGACAAAUUCCAGCAAUUUUAAAGGAGAAUUAAUGGCUCGCCUAGCUUAAAAUUGUCUCUGACAUUUACCUUGUCAAUUUCAUGCCAAACACUCAUUCAAAACAUUCCCCUUUGGGAAGCUCAUUGCUUUCCAAAGCCUUGACAAAGUUAUCAAAUGCUGCACACCUCCAGUUUGCCAGGAGAACGUCAUUGUUUUCCCCUUUUAAAAUGCAAAUGGAGAAAGAGAGUGGAAGAUUGCGUAACUGAGUAGGGCACUAUCUAUAGCUGUACUGGAAUGCUAUAAUCAUAAUAAUUUAAUUCAAAGCUACUGAAUAACCCCACUCGCUCCCCAAAAUUUAAGGCUGCAGUCCUGUUCUCAUUUCCCUAAGAGCAAGUCCCACUGGGACUUCUCAGCAGGCAGGCAUAGGGUUCUGCUGUAAUUAGACCUUUUAGCUAUACAGUGGUACCUCGGGUUACAUACGCUUCAGGUUACAUACGCUUCAGGUUACAGACUCCGCUAACCCAGAAAUAUUACCUCGGGUUAAUAACUUUGCUUCAGGAUGAGAACAGAAAUUGUGCUCCAGCGGCGCGUCAGCAGCAGAAGGCCCCAUUAGCUAAAGUGGUGCUUCAGGUUAAGAACAGUUUCAGGUUAAGAACGGACCUCUGGAAUGAAUUAAGUAAUUAACCCGAGGUACCACUGUACAUUUUGAUGAAGAAGGGACUAUAAAAAUGUAUUGCAGCCACAUGUGAUAGCCCAGGCACUGAAUUUAACAACUGAUUAGCAAAAUAUAAAUAUUAGUGUUUUCAAAAUGCAGGAAUAGGUGGGGGAUUCAAUUCAGUUUGCACUUUCUGAAUCAAGAUGUGAACAGAAACACAUCCUUUGUGAUUUGGAAUCCAGUUCUCCAGCCAAUAAUGUGUACAAAGAGCAUAUGCUAAAGUCUGGAUGUACAUGCAAAUAUUAAUAAACAUACAGAAAUACAUUGUAUCAGGGGAAAUUGUUUUGCCAAAAUGUCUCUGUUAGGCAAAUUGCACACAAAAAUGUAUAUUCACACUAAAUUCACACUAAAAUGAUGACUUUUCACUAGAAUUUUUUUAUUUUAUUUCAAACUGAUAUGGAAAUGCGAAGGACGGGGGAAAAGAAGAAAUAAAAAGAAACUGAAAUUUACAGAUUGGCCCAUCCCUAUUGAAAUAUUAGGCACAAAUUUUCACAGAUGUUGAACACAGAUGUUUUAUCAGGAAAGUGUUCCUUUUUGAAAAAUUCAGGGCCACGUGUACAUAUAUAAGUACUGAAUUAAUACAAAACCAGUUCAGGCUACUUCUUGUAUGUCAAUGUUGUUGUAUUGUGGCUGCCAUAGGUGGGAUAGAUCAGAUAUGGAGUCAGUGGCUGUGUACAUUCUUGUGCUGAAGGGGUAAAUGGAGAUCAAGUGAAGACAGUAUUAUGCUUCCUUGCCCUAUCAGAAGAGGAACAUGUAGCUUGUGGGGAGGGGUGUCAUUUCCCUUAUUGGUUUCCCAAAAAAUAUAUUGGGAUGAUAUUCUGGUCCUGUCUUCUCACAUUAAAUACGAUGUGCACACUUAACACCCUCAAGGAACACAGGAUGUGCUUCACGCAUAGUUACGCAUAGGCCUGAUUUAUGCCAUCGUGGUUUCAUCCAUAUGAUUUCAUCCAGGUACUUGUUGCUCGCCUGUGAGAUGAUAUGGUGUCAGAAACCUGCAUGCAGCCCGUACCAAUUAUGGCCUGUUGUGGAAUCAGAUGUUAACUGGGAUCGCAGCUUUGGGAUUAGGGUGCAGGCUACUAGUGUUUAAUGUUAAUUUGAAUCCAUGUUAUGCAUGGAAUUCAGGUAUCUCCUACCCCUCUACCCAAAAAAAGGAAGAUGGAAAGGCCUUAUUUUAGACAUAGCGUUAUUUUCAAAGAACAGCAAACAGUCAGAACUUUCAUGCAGUCUGCUCCUGUGCAGAACCUAAAACCUAAAAACACUCUCAAUAUAAUUUCACACUUUUCAGCAGUUUCUCUGUACCUGUACUUCUUAUAAGCAAAGUUUUCCUACUGCUUAUGUCAGAAUUAGGGGACGCGGGUGGCACUUUAAACCACAGAGCCUAGGACUAGCUGAUCAGAAGGUCGGCGGUUCGAAUCCUGUUGCUCGGUCCCAGCUCCUGCCCACCUAGCAGUUCGAAAUAUUCACACAUUACACUUUAGUACAAAGAUAUGGUCCAUAUUGGACGCGGGUGGCGCUGUGGGUUAAACCACAGAGCCUAGGACUUGCCGAUCAGAAGGUCGGUGGUUCAAAUCCCCGCGACGGGGUGAGCUCCCGUUGCUCGGUCCCAGCUCCUGCCAACCUAGCAGUUCGAAAGCACGUCAAAGUGCAAGUAGAUAAACAGGUACCGCUCCGGCGGGAAGGUAAACGGCGUUUCCAUGCGCUGCUCUGGUUCGCCAGAAGCAGAUUAGUCAUGCUGGCCACAUGACCUGGAAGCUGUACGCCGGCUCCCUCGGCCAAUAAAGCGAGAUGAGCGCCGCAACCCCAGAGUCGGUCACGAUUGGACCUAAUGGUCAGGGGUCCCUUUACCUUUAUGUCAGAAUUACUUCCCUACCCGUGCAAAGACGUCCAGGGUUCUGCGCUCUACUAAUGGGGAAAGGAUCAUCUUCUUCCAAGUGAGCAAGCAAGGGUUUCGUCCCAUGUUGGGAAUAGUCUUGCAACUGUGCUACACUUGCACCAAGCUUCAAAAACCAUUAUCCCAUUAAUUCUUCCAACAUCCCUUUAGGCUCAGUUCCUUAUUACUAUGUCUCUUGUUGUACAGAUUAAGGAGCUGAAACUGUGAGAUAGAUAGUUUGCCCAAGGCCACCCAGAGACUCCUUGGCAGAGUUCCAGUGUGCAUUCAGUUCCCACAGUAUAAAAGCCUGUAUUCUGGAGUAAUUUGAGAGUUUGAAUUACUGUUAGGAAAUGGGUUUCUGUGCUUGAUUUAUAUCUUAAUAAUAAUAAAUAUGUUUUAACUGAAAAUCAUUUAUCAGCACCACCCAGUUCCCCCUUUCCUAUAUUUUCACUCUCACUUUAGGGGCUCCGUGAUCAAGAACGGAUCAUGCUCACACCCAAAAUAUACAAAGUGGCUUUCAUUUUAUAACAAAGAGUCCUUACUAGUUAGAAAAACAUUUCUAUUUUUUCACUUCCCCAAAUGUACCGAGCAGAUCUUCACUAAGGCCCCACUGGACUGGGCGGUUUUGUUGUUGUUGCUGCAGCAGCAAAUAUACUUAUGGUCUUAAUUGUCAUUCACAAUAAAAUUUUGAAAGUCACCAUUUUCAAAAGUCACAGUUCCACCUUUUAGAACGUAAUAUUUCAAAUAUUGCUGAGUUAUAAAUUUAUGCAUGAUUUCAUUUCAGUUUUAAUUGGCUUUUUAAAAUGCACUGAAGGGGCAGACGAAAGGUUGAAAGAAGCUAUGCCUCCCCUGGUACUAAUAUAUUGUGAGACAGGUAUACCUGUGGUGGUAUAGUCCUACCAAAGGAGUGUAAUACCUUAGAAUGUGCAUGGCAGGUAUUUAGUACAGGGCCAGAGACUCACCAUCCUCUUUUUACAUGAUGAAAACUCUGUGAAUUGACUCUGAUCACAUUCACACCAUGCCUUUAAAGUACGUGGUUUUCCUCAAGGAAUCCUGGGAACUAUAACCUCUAGUCUCAUCUCUGCCCUUCCCUUGUUGUGUUUCAGGUGCGAUUCCUUGAGCAACAGAACAAAGUGCUGGAGACCAAAUGGGACUUGCUCUACCAGCAGGGCAGCCCAGCUCUGAGGGACAAUCUUGAGCCGCUUUAUGAGGCUUACAUUGACACUCUCCGAAGGCAGCUUGACCACCUAGUCAACGAUAAAAACCACCUGGACAUCGAACUGAAGAACACACAGGAGCUUGUAGAGGAUUUCAAGAACAAGUAUGUGUCAGAAAAGGUGGCAGUGAGGGUGACAAUGCCUCUUGCUUGCCUGCUUGGAGGACAAAUAGAUGUGUGUGUUGUGUGUGAGUGUGUGUGACUUUAGCCUGACUGAAAUCGAGCCUACUUUUAAAAAGUGACAUCCAUAGUUCUGCCCACUUUUUUUUGCCUCUGGCCCUACUUGGCAUGUGGCCUCUGGAAGGUUCUCUAUGGGGAAAUGUGGCCCUCAGGCUGAAAAGUAUUUCCCACCUCUGGACUCUUCCAUUCAUCAUCAGUUAAUUUCCCACAAGGAUAGCAUACUCCUCAACCAUCCCAAUUUGAGCAGGACAUCCCAGAAUUACAGAAGCCAUCCUUGUUUCUGAUUGGAUCCUGGCAUGUCCUUUUUGGCCCAGCGCAGGAAUUUGGGACCAAAAAGUGAGCGUCUUGAUUUUGAUCAGCAGGAAGUUGGAGGGUGUGAGAUGGCUGUGAUCCAGCAGAAUGACCACUCCCCACAUCAAAUGGGGCGCCUUUUGCGUGGUCGCACACAGCUCCCCAGAUCCCAGUGUGGCUCCCAGUUGUACGGGCUGGCUUCACCCUCCCCAGGCUGGAUACCUGGAGGUCUCUGCCUACCUCAGCCAAUCACCCAAUCCCACCUGGGGAGGCAUUGCCAGGGGAUUGGCCAGGUAGGGGGAGGGACUGCCCUGCCCACACAACAGAAGGUGAAUCUUACCUGAGAAGCGUCAGUUGGCUCCAGAGCUUCUCCCACCCUGCCCUCCCUCAGUUAAGCCUUCUUUUGCAGGUUAACCUUUUCUCCACAGGUACGUGGGCACUGCUACGUCAUGGUUGCUGUUGAAGGGCCAGAAAGGAAUUUUCCUGCAUUGGCAGGUUUUGCCUUUCCCGUAGCAAAAUGUCACAACUUUGGCGGUUUCAGGCCUUGGGUGGAAUCCUUUAGUCUAUCUUCCUAAAUGGGGUGUGUGUGUGUGAAGCGGUGACCCACGCCACCCUUGUGGCGGUGAUCCCAGGGUUCCUUGUUAAAGGGGUCUUGAGGGGAGGCAUUGGCCAUAUGCCGAGAGGUUGUCAUUGCUCUCCCCUGUGAUGGUGGCAAAACGGGGGCCGGGCUCUCUGGUUGAACAUAUGUUCUCCAGAGCCAGCCCAAUCCCUACACAUUCUGGAUAACCCUGAUGUCUCCUAGAUUCCCGGCUGGGGACUGGGAAGGAUAAACACCCAAUGCCUGAGCCAAGGUCUCCCUACAUCUGAAACUUAAUAAAGUUGUGGCCAAUUUUAAUCUCAUAGCAUGUUGUCUUGAGUCAUUAUUCCGCUUGGGGGUCACCUGGGGUUGGGGGGACUCCACCUGUCCACGCAAAGCAUAAUCUCUUGGGAUAAAGCAGUCUUCCAAAACAUGGGGCUUCCUGUAACACUUUGAGUAAAUCACUGUCUCAUAGCUUCAUCUGCCUCACAAUGUUGUUAUGAAGAUAUAUACUACUGGGUAGCUCAGUUGGUUAGAGUGUGGUGCUGAUAACACCAAGGUUGCAGGUUCAGUCCCCAUACGGGACACUGCAUUGCAGGGGGUUGGACUAGAUGACCCUCAGAGUCCCUUUCAACUGUAUAAUUCCAUGAUUCUAUGCUUGUAAGGUUUGUAUUUCAUGCACCUAAAUUAUCAUGGUGACAAUAAUUAUUUCCCCCUUUCUAACAGAUAUGAAGAUGAAAUUAAUAAACGUACAGCUUGUGAAAAUGACUUUGUGGUGCUCAAAAAGGUAAGUGGCAUUAGGAAAGUUUAAAACCAGAAUGGCAGACCACUCUUAUUUCCUAUUUCUUAUACACCCUGAUCCUAAGUAUCUGUAUUCACGUAUCCAUCUGUAGUGCAAGAAUAAUGACUAAAGUCAGCACUUUUGCACUUUGUAGUUCCAUUUGUGCCAAACCCAGACCUAAACCAUGGUUUGUGCCAUUUGACUGGUGAAGCAGACAACGGUCAGAGCUGGCAUGAAAGGUCACUCACUUUUCAGUUAUGUUCAAAAUCAUAUAAAGCUCAGCUUUGGGUGGAUUUUGAUUGUUAAAUUCAAUUUUGAGGAAGACUUUUGACAAAACAGAAGCCUAGCUGUUGAGGUUAGUUCUUAAUCAACAGAUUCACAUCAGGGAAUUCCACUUCACUUUGUUCCAGGGUGUAUUACACCAAUAUGUUUUGGAGUUUGCCCCUAAUAUUGGGCCUUAUUGCACACACACUCUGCUCGUCUUAUGCUAACAGUGAUUUUAUGUUCACCCCUAAGGAUGUGGAUGGCUCCUACAUGCACAAGAUAGAUCUGGGAUCCAAGGCUGACUCCUUGACUCAGCACAUCCAGUUCUUAAGAGCGCUCUUCGAUGUGGUAAAGAUUUUUAUCUCCUUUUCUAACUGUAUGGGAAUGUAUUACUAAACCAACUUCAUCAUCCAAAAUGUGACAAAUAACUACAGCCCCACAAACAACAGAUCCCUUGAACAGACUAAAAUACAGUCGUAUCUUGGCUCCCGAAUGCCUUGGGAGUUGAAUGUUCUGGCUCCUGAAUGAUCGAAAACCGGAAGUGAGUGUUCUGGUUUUCGAAUUUUUUUUGGAAGCCAAACGUCCGGUGCAGCUUCCACUAUUGUUUCUGGUGCGCCUGCGCAAUUGGAACGCAAUUGGAAGCCAUGCCUUGGUUUUUGAACUUUUCAGAAGUUGAAUGGACUUCCGGAAUGGAUUCCGUUCGACUUCCGAGGUAUGCCUGUACUUCAACAAAUUCAUAUCCACCUGCCAACCUAUUCCCCAAGGACUUGACUUUAUUCCAGUUUGUUAAAAACAAGCAAACAUCCUAAACUGAACUUCUCUCUUCAAGCCAGUCAUUAAUUUUAACACCCGCUAAACCAAUUCCUGUUAUUAUGGCAGGGUGAGUGCCAGGGUCCUUGGCUGGGGUGUGCACAGGCGGAAGAAGGGGUUUGUGGUGGGUAUGGUCCGCCCCGGGUGUCACCACUGAGGAGGUGACAAAAUGAUGGGCAGCACUCACCGCAGGGCCUGCAGUGCACCCAAGCCAUGUGUCUCUCCUGGGAGAGACACGGUGGUUUGGGUGCACAUAGGCUCUGCACUGCCCAAACAGUCCGCCUGCUGCCUCCCCCCCAGUUGUAGGGCGGCUGAGGGGGAGGAGGCAGGCAGACUCUGCGGUGUGCCCCACCCUUGCCCCGGCCCUAUGGGCUUGCCCCACCCCUGGGCGUGCCACCCCAGGCUCCUGAGUGGCUUUCUCCGCCGCUGGUGAUGUGCUAUGCUGUUAUGUGCUCUGUGCAUACAGGCACAUGAAAGCCAGGCUGUCAAGCACCAGGAGUCAGGGGAGAGUUUCUCCCUUUUGCGACAGCACCUUCAAGUGCAGUCUCUGCUUUUCCCCAUAAGGACCUCUUACAGUAUAUCUGAUAGUGGCGUUUGUAGCAAGGCUAUAAAUAAAAUCCAUUUCUUUUCAGCAACCACAGGUUUCAGUCCAGUUUGUAGGCUAUCUCAAAUGUUCCUUUUAAUAGAAAGGAAGGAUUAAAAAUGAAUAAAUACCUGCUGGUGCCAGAAACCACAAGAUGUAAAGACCAAGAUAGCACAAAAGUUUUUUCAAUUGAUAAUAAAAAUUAUUUCAUAAUUCCCACAGGAACUGACUCAGGUACAGGCACAGGUUAAAGACACCAAUGUCGUCCUACAAAUGGACAACAACAGAGAUCUGGACCUGAACAGCAUCAUUGCUGAAGUGAGAGCUCAGUAUGAAGAUAUUGCCAACAGGAGCAGAGCUGAGGCAGAGGCUUGGUACCAAAAUAAGGUAAAAUUUUGCUAUAACUCAGACACAAAGUGUUGCCAAAAACUGAAAUUCAAAGGCCCUCCUGAAUUUGAAAGUAGAUUUUUGAACUGUUCCAAAUUGUUCAUUGGAAUUCAAAGCAGAAUUUAGCGCCCCAUGCUAAAUUUCAGAAUACUUUAUAUUUGACAGUCAAUAGUUGGCAAUCAAAAUUUUAAAUUAGAAACCUGUAAGAUUUUAUGGAUAUUAAAGUUUGAACAAUAUGAGUUCAAAAAAUUAUAAUUUUAAAUUGGCACUUUAUUUUUCACAUGGUGACUUAUGGAACCACUAGUCCCCCCCCCCCCCAUUAGCCAGUGCUCAUCUUUUCAAGUGGUUGGGCUAAGUCUUUAGGAAAAUGAAAAGAAUAGUUUGUCACACAAAAUAAAUCCAAACUGAUAUAAAACUUUUGCAAUAUGAAAAUUCUCUCUAUUCUUCUCUCUAUUCUUAUUUUCUUUUUUGAGCUCCGAAAUUGCUAAACUAUGAUCCAGUUAUAGCAACUGAGAAGCACGACAAUUUGAACAAUAGUUUUUAUGACCUGAUCUCUCCUCGCAUCACUCUAAUAAUAGUUGACAGAACUAUUUAUGUUGGGCCAAAGCCAUGGUUUCUUCCUGCCUCAACAUCACCCUCCCCAGCUAGCUGAUGUUAAUGUAGGAAUGAAGUAACUACAAUACCAAUUCAUAGGCAUCACAGAAUAGACAAUGUUUAUGAUUGCCUACUUCACACAUUGGGUGAGAUUCAGCUAACAAAGCAUGCCUGCAGAAGCUUAUGCAAUGACUUGCACUAGCACAAUGGGGUUUUCCCUCCCCCCAUUCCCUAUGCUCCCCUAAUUGGUUUAGGGGUGUCAGGAGAACCCCAAAAACAGCAUGCAGGGGGAGAUCAUUCCAUCAAGCCAGCAGAAAUGCUUGUCUCAAUGGAGUAAUCAGCUUAGUGCUACAUUGAAUUCCUUCCAUUAAGUAUUUCCACAUGAGUCCAUUCACAAGGACACAAAGAUUUCCUCCCAUGUACAAAUGCAUGUGCCUCUUUGCUGGCUUAUAUAGACAAGCUGAACAAUAUAACACAACAUGAUAGCCAAUAACAAUAGCACUAAACACUAUCUAUAGACUAAUACAAACGAUCAGAAAUUGCAACCAAAGUCUCUAAAUCUUCUUCACCAGUCACGGUAGAAUAAUUCAAAAGUUUGAUAUAUACAUAAUCUGUCACCAAAUAUCGCCGGAACAGAGUUUCCGGAUAACCAAUCUGUUUUGUUCCAUGCUUCAUCAGCCAAUCUUGAUCAAUUCUUUAUCAGCCAGAUUUGUAAGAAUUAAUAUGAGAAGGAUGCAGUUCAAUUUCUUAACAAGCCAAUCUUACAUGUAAGCAAAUAUAAACGCUGUAGAAAAUAUGCUCUGGAUCAGUGCUCAUAUGAUACUGUAGUCACUGAUGAAGAAGAUUUCUGAUCAUUUGUAUUAGUCUAUAAAUAGUGUUUAGUGCCAUUGUUAUUGGCCAUCGUGUUGUGUUAUGUUGUUCAGCUCAUCUUUGUUGGCUUAAGCAGAAAAUAUUCACACAUUACACUUUAGUACAAAGAUAUGGUCCAUCUGGCCUUCCUGGUGUUGUUGGUCUCCAACAGUUUCCAGCUCCAGCCAGCAUGACAAAUUGGGAGGGGUGGUGGAAGUUGUAGUGCAACAUUUAGAUGGCUGCAGGUCCCACAUCCCUGAACUUAAUACCAUCCAUCUGUUUCCAACAUCUGUGUAGAAAUGCAUCCAUUACACCUUUCUUUGUAAAAUUGCAACGAUGUGUCCUUUCUAAUCGAUGCAACAUGCUACCAACUGAAAUCUAACUGAGCACCAACUCCUUUAUCUAUAUCCAUUUACAGACAUGUACUUAGAAGAACUUGUUGACAUGAGUUGCUUAUGAUGAUUGCUAUUUUGUUUUGUGUAUAUCAGUUCCAGGAACUCCAAACUACAGCUUUCAAACAUGGCGAUGACUUGAAAUCCACCAAAGAUGAGAUCGCAGAGAUGAGCCGGCUUGUCCAAAGACUUCGCUCUGAAAUUGAAAUUGUGCAGAAAGCUGUAAGUCAUAACUUUUUUCCCCCUCCACAUAGCCUGUAGGCAACCAAUUGAGGCAGCUAGGGGCUUCAUGAGGCUCAAAGUUCCUUCUCCUAUAAUAUGCUGUAUAAAUCUACGAAAAGCUCAGCCCAUCCUGGACAAGUUUUGAGCAAGUCACAAGAUAUCCAAACAAUUCCUUCUGAUCGCUCUUACUCAGUUUGUCAAGGACCUGUGUUGUUGCUAUUUGUGUCUUAUGCUUGUACAUCCUGUUCUUCCUCCUAGGAGCUUAAAGCAGCUUAUAUAUAGCUCACUAUACAAUUGUCCCUUCCACGCAACUCCCAGGUCCAGACCUGAAUAACAUGCCUUCAGACAGCUCUCAUAUAUUCUAACCCUCCUAACACCUUCCUCACCCCCAGGAUUUAACCUGGGCUUACCGUAUGCAAUUAUCAAUGAUUGGGUGCAUUUUUGGCUUAUGAAAGGAGGUCGAUUUAAGAAAUAGCAGGGGCAGGAGGGGGUGGAGAGCCAUGGAACACCAUAAACCACAGGCAAGGCAAUAAGUAUUAAAGUUUCAGAGGGAAAGGUAGGUGAGGAGUAGGGAUGUUUCAAGGCAUCAUAGAAAAGAAUCAUAGAAUAGAAUCAUAGAAUCAUAGAGUUGGAAGAGACCACAAGGGCCAUCGAGUCCAACCCCCUGCCAAGCAGGAAACACCAUCAGAGCACUCCUGACAUAUGGUUGUCAAGCCUCUGCUUAAAGACCUCCAAAGAAGGAGACUCCACCACACUCCUUGGCAGCAAAUUCCACUGUCGAACAGCUCUUACUGUCAGGAAGUUCUUCCUAAUGUCUUUCUUGUAGUUUUUCGUCUUUCUUGUAGUUUGGAUCCAUCGCUCCAUUGCUCAUUUCCCACUCUGCCCUGUAUUUGUUGCAUACAGUGCUGCUUCCGCUCUGCUGCAGUUCAUCUUCUGCCAAAACCUACAUUAUUCAUCUCACUGUCCACUGUGGCUUAUAUUACAUAAAUUAUGCAAUGACAGCAUCCACCCCAUUCAUUUCAGUGCAAAGGAAAUGCAAUGAAAAUAGUGGGGGGAAUGCAAUCAAUUUUGUAAUUUUCGUGGAUUGAAAGCAACAACAGCAGUGAAUGCCAACUGUAUUCUCUGGAUUAGUUUCCAUUCCAGACAUGAAACAAAUAAGAGAACAUUGUUGGCAUUGGAAUUAUCUGACAUCUCUAAUGAGAAGUGACCAACAGCAGUUAUGGCAAGACUGUUGCAAUAUCAGAUGUCAAAAGCAUCUCUUGAAUGUGUGAGCAACUAUAGUGUCAAAGUAAGAUUUUGUAGAUAGACUCAGUGGGUAGAGUUGGCAAUAGCCAAUAGAAUGAAAGAAAGUUCCAAGCUGGCCUUCCCUUUGCAUUUAUUAUUUAUUAUUUUUUUUGGCCUCAUUCCUUCCUACAUACAGAGUACUUCUUUAGUCCUAACCUGUUCCUCAUCCCUUAUCCCAUAAAGCAAAAAAUUCACCUCUCAUUGUAACAAGCAACAGCAUCACAAAUAAAAGCAGCAAUAUGAGGGCAGGGUGUUUCUUUCAGGGACAGGACUUGGGAUAUGUACGCUACCCAUCCAAUACUAAAGGUAAAGGUAAAGGUACCCCUGCCCGUACGGGCCAGUCUUGCCAGACCCUAGGGUUGUGCACUCAUCUCACUCUAGAGGCCAGGAGCCAGCGCUGUCCGCAGACACUUCCGGGUCACGUGGCCAGCGUGACAAGCUGCAUCUGGCGAGCCAGCGCAGCACACGGAACGCCGUUUACCUUCCCGCUAGUAAGCGAUCCCUAUUUAUCUACUUGCACCCGGGGGUGCUUUCGAACUGCUAGGUUGGCAGGCGCUGGGACCGAGCGACGGGAGCGCACCCCGCCGCGGGGAUUUGAACUGCCGACCUUUCGAUCGGCAAGUCCUAGGCACUGAGGCUUUUACCCACAGCGCCACCCGCGUCCCUACCCAUCCAAUAGACUGGUCAGCUUUGAGUGUGGUGAGAGGAGAAGUGUUGCAUGAUGAUGAAGAAAGUGGAAAGACCAAUGGAAAGCAGAAAGCAAAACCUACUUAUUUUACUGGAUCCUGUAUCGUAAAAUGGAUGUUGGCAGAGCCCACAAAAUCUUUGAUUAAGACAUCUCCGGAUGCACAGUUGCCUUGGCAAUUGCCAUCUUUGAUACUCCCCCUUUCUUUCAGAAUAGCGUUUGGGGGAAAGAUGUAGGAAACCAACCCACAUGAUUAAUAACUAAUAACCAACGGAGGCACUUUUCUCCAUUUUUUAUUUUAUUUUAUUUUUUAGAUUAAUGGCCUGCAAUCUUCCAUAGCAGAAUGUGAGCAGCGUGGGGAAAUGGCCCUCAAAGAUGCCAGGACAAAACUGGCUGACCUGCAGACUGCUCUGCACACGGCAAAGGACGAGCUGGCUCGUCUGCUGCGGGACUACCAGGAACUGAUGAAUGUGAAGCUGUCCCUGGAUGUUGAAAUUGCUACAUACAAGACACUGCUGGAGGGAGAGGAGAUCAGGUAGGCACUGGGAAAUCAGACAUAUCUGACGGCAUGUGGAUCCAGGUGCAAAAUAUGUCUGCCAUUUUGUGGCUGGAUGUUUUGAAUGGGACUCCUAGUUCUUUUUAGAAUGUGGAACGUAGGAGGCUGAUUUAUACUAAGACAGGCUAUUGGUUCACCUAUCUCAGAACUGCCUACACUGACUGACAGCAGCUCUCCAGGGUUUCAGAAUGGAGUCCGUCCCCAACAGUACCUGGAGCAAACAGGGAUUGGAUAGGCAUAUAAGGCGCAUAUUCUGUCACUGAGCUCCGCCCCUGCCCUGUAUCCAGUUCAUGGAACAGCCACUGCCUAGUAGCCCUUGGGGAGUUUUCUUCAAUGAGGAAUGUACUCUGUUGAAUGUAAAUCUGUUGAAUUUUCAAGGACCAUGCAAUGUUCAUUCUGCAGCUGUCAGGUGUCAAUCCAUCAAUGUGGCAGUGCCUUUGCUUUGGAACUCCCUUCCUGUUAACAUUAGACAGGCACCCUCGCUAUCCUGUUUUAAAUGUGUGUUUAAAACCUUUUUAUAGUCAUACCUCAGAUUGCAAAUGUGAUCUGUGUGGGAGGCACUGCAGCGUUCUCAGCCUGAAGCGCCGCGCCUGCGCACCCGCGUGAUGCAAUUUGGCACUUCUGCGCAUGCAUGUGACGUGAAUUUUACGCUUCUGUGCAUGCGCAAGCACCAAAACCCGGAAGUAACCCAUUCCAGUACUUCCAGGUUUGGCGCGGUCCGCAACCCGAAAACACACAACCCGCAGCGUUCGUAACCCGAGGUAUGACUGUAUUUCAGGAUUUUUCUUAGAAGGGUUGUGGGAAUGGGUGAUUGGCUAAUGGGUGUGGUGAACCUGUUGACGACUGUUGAUUACUGUAAUUGGUCUUACAUGAAAAAGCAAGGGAUGCUUGCUAAAGCUAUUAUUGGUCACUAGCUCUUUAAAAAUCCCUUGCUUUUUCCUGUCAGACCAAUUGCAGUCAUCAAUCCUUCCCCUCCUUCUUAUUAUAUAUAAGGGUUUGGUGACUUCUGUCUCAGAGUACCUGAAGAAGUGUGCAUACACACAAAAGCUUAUACCCAGAACAAACUUAGUUGGUCUCUAAGGUGCUAUUGGAAGGAUUCUUUUAAAGACUUUCUUAGGACAAAUAGACUUGAUUCUUUUAAGGGAGUUUCUUUGUAAGAGCUUUUUAACAAUCUUUUUAAAGAAUUUUUUUUAUUUUGCAUUGGUUUGUGUACACUGCCAGGGCCGUCUUUAGCAUAUGUGCCUCCGGGGUGCAAAGAUCAGCCCAGCACCCCCAAAUUUAGUUUAGCUGGCGCAUUUUUGAGGAAAUGGAAAACUAAAAUCGUGUGCUGAAACGCAUGUGUAGUAGAGCCCUAAAUACUAAGUAGUUAGUCAAUGAAAAUGCCAACAAUUAGUGAAAAUAAACAUUUUCUCGCUGGCACGAGAUCCUUUGUGUUAGAGGUACCGCUGACCCUGCUGACGCAUAGCAGCUCAAUUCAAUACAUAACAUAAUCUUAGGCAGCUUCAGCAGCAGGCGCCUGGUGCCUCCCAGAAUUUGACACCCAGGUGCCCUGCACCCCUCUACCCCCCGGGCCCUGUACACUGCUUAGAUUUUAAAAAAUCAAGAUAUAUAAAUUAUAUAUAACCCCCCCUAAAUAGAAUGAAUGUAGGUAGAUUCAAGUAUUGGAGCAGGGCUGGGGAAGCAGUGGCCCUCCAAAUUAGGAGGCACUGUUUUCUAUUCCACCUUGUUUUUGUCACAUGCAGCACUGUUUCCGUUUGCUGCAGUUUGACUUCUGCCCAAAGCUACAUUAUUCAUCUCAGGGCUUAUCCACACUUACCUUUCCUCCACUCUUAAAUUGUGCUACAGCCCACAAUUCAAAGCUCUGUGUCCCAGUCCCCCCCCCCCUUUUGCUCCGGAGCUUUCCCCAUGAAAACCCACUCUUGGAUUCUUAAUUGGAGCAAACAUCCAUCUGCGAAAAACCUGAAUUAACAUUUGCUCUGAUAGAGCACUAAAGAGCGGGUUGGACUGCACCCCUGAACAUUGACCAUGCUGACUGGGGCUGAUGGGAAUUGUAGUCCAAAACAUUUGAAGGGCAACAGGUGGAGGAAGGCUGAGCUAAAUCAAUCCCUAUAACUAAUGAAAUUAACAAGCUGGCCUAGCAUGGUUUGCUCUCACUUCAAUAGGUUGUGUUUAUCUUUUCAGGAUGUCUGGAGAAUUCUCAACCCCUGUUAACGUAUGUAAGUAUGUGCCAUAGCAUCUGACUCCGUUAAGAAACAAGGCUCUUUGCUUGAGGGACAGAAGGACAUCUCUAAUAUAAUUUUCCUACUCCACAGCUGUGGUCAGCAGUUCUAGCACCAUCAGUGGUGGUGGUGGAGGAGGAGGAUAUGGCCUUGGAGGCGGAAGCGGAUACGGCCUUGGAGGAGGAAGCGGAUAUGGUGUCGGAGGUGCAGCAGGAAGCGGAUAUGGCAUCGGAGGGGGAAGUGGGAUGAGCCUUGGUGGUGGAGGCGGCGGGAGCUGUGGACAUGGCCAUGUCAGUGUUGGAGGAGGAAGAGUCAGCAGAAUUAGUACUGGAGGCAGUUUAAGCGGUUCUGGAAGCCUCACCGGUGGAGGAUAUGGCUAUGGAGGUGGCAGUUCGAGUGUGAAGAUCGUACAUUCCUCUUCAAGCAAGCGAAUAAGCAGCUAAGGUGUCCUUGCUUGCAUCCUCCAAAAGUACGCACCAUUCCUUGCUUCAAGAAAACAAAGAUUCUCCCCCCAAUUAUGUAUAUCUCGCUCAAAGCCCAUAACACACACACACGCACUUACUGGUGAUUUUCACCUGUAUAACUUCCCCCUCAACAAUUCAACAAGGAAAGUGCCAAAUAUUCAAUUAUUCUGUUUAUGCCAUUCUUUGAGUCAUGAUGAGAAAGGUUAGCUGGUGUGGCUUUGUACUAGGCUGUAGAUCAGAAAAGCCCAGGCUUGAAUAUGUAGGCAUAUUUUUUAAAGAAAGAAAGAAAAUGAAUUCCUAAAUUAGUGUUAAGGAGGAGGGUUUCUUGUUCAGCUUUCUCGCUGGCAUGCUAGUUUUGUGGGGACAGGGAGGCUUUGUAAUAAAUGGGAAGCAGUUAAAAAUGUGCUUGCUCUCCUCACCCAAGCAAAGGGCUGAAGUGGUACAGUGCAGGAGAAAUUGUACCACGUGACAUGACUGUUCCAAUAGUGUGGUGCCUUCAGCCCAAUGCUCAGUCACAAUAAGGUUGUAGACAGUUGCUUUUUCCUUGCGUUCUAGUUUUCUCUGUUGAUACUUGAUCUUCUCCACCCAUGGGGUGCUUCUUCCAGAGCACUCGCCUCCUUUUCAUUACUUGUACAGUUGCAUAAUUCUGAAGCAAACUGGUCCAUAGCCUUGUCCCAAAAUUUCUCUUUUCUCACCUAAGUGGCUCCUCCCCAAGCCCAUUUCGUGGCAAAGAUAAGAAAUGCCCGGAAGUGAAAUGAGAAAUGAAUAAAUAAGGUGGUGCAAAACAACAGAAGUGCUUUCAUAAACUCCCUUUAAAAAUAAUAAUAAUUGUGUUGUAUAUUCCAUUUUAAAACACACAGUCUGUGUGUGUUUCCAAUGUUAAACAUUGCUAACAAUAAGCUACAAUUCAAGUAUUCAACAAUUUCAUUGGCCGUUCCGUAAGUCUGAUGAAGUAUGCUCUUGUCUAUGGAAGCUCAUACUGCAAUAAAUCUGUAAGCUUUUAUGGU